UGUUUCCAUGUGAAGCCCAUAUCUUCUUCAUAUUAUUUUCCAUUUUAUUUAUUCUUUAUUUUAGCUUUAUGUUUCAGAUUCUGUCAAAAAGGCAUAUCUUUCAUGAGUAUGCAUCCUAACCACUAGAACAAGACCAAAUCCUUUAAGCUUUUUUCACUCUCUAUAUAAAUCCACCCAACCAUUUGUCAUUUCUAUUCUCAACAUAUAUACUUAACCACUUCCCUUUCACUGAUAAAAGAAUUGAAUCUUUGCAUCUAAUAUGGCUCCCUUAGGAGACAAUAAGGACAACGUUGUUGUAUCUAACAUGAAACUUGAAAGAAUGCUCAGCAUGAAAGGGGGGAAAGGAGAGGCUAGCUACGUCAACAACUCUCAAGCUCAGGGGCAACAUGCUCGAUCGAUGCUACACCUACUGAAAGAAACCCUUGACGAAGUCCAGCUGAGCCCACCGGAUGUUCCUUUCGUGAUCGUCGACUUGGGAUGCUCCUGCGGCAGCAACACCGUCUACAUAAUCGACGUGAUUGUGGAACAUAUGAGCAAGCGAUACGAAGCGAUGGGUCUUCAACCGCCUGAAUUUUCUGCCUUCUUCUCUGAUCUUCCUUCCAAUGACUUCAACACGCUGUUUCAGCUGCUGCCGCCGUUGGCUAAUAAUGCUUGUGGCAGCAUGGAGGAAUGCUUAGCUUCCAAUAGUCACCGCUCUUACUUCGCCGCCGGAGUUCCCGGUUCCUUUUAUCGCCGUCUCUUCCCGGCGAGAUCCAUUGACGUUUUCUACUCUGCAUUUUCUUUGCACUGGCUUUCUCAGGUUCCAGAUAUAGUGUUGGAUAAGAGAUCAGGGGCGUACAACAAGGGAAGGAUAUACAUCCACGGUGCAAAUGAGAGCACAGCCAAUGCAUACAAAAAGCAAUUCCAAAGUGAUUUGGCUAAUUUUCUUGGAGCAAGGUCUAAAGAAAUGAAGAGAGGGGGUUUCAUGUUCUUAGUUUGCUUAGGAAGAACCUCUGUGGACCCAACAGACCAAGGUGGGGCCGGACUCCUUUUUGGGACCCAUUUUCAAGAUGCUUGGGAUGAUCUUGUCCAAGAGGGGCUAAUUACAAGUGAGAAGAGGGACAACUUCAACAUCCCAGUGUAUGCACCAAGCAUACAAGAUUUCAAGGAGGUGGUUGAAGCCAACGGCUCAUUCACUAUCAACAAGCUUCAAGUCUUCAGGGGAGGGAGUCCUUUGGUUGUCAACCACCCGGACGACGCAGCUGAAGUCGGACGAGCCUUAGCCAUCAGCUGCAGAAGCGUCAGUGGCGUCCUUGUCGAUGCUCACAUUGGCGAACAGCUCAGUGACAAGCUGUUCGCCCGAGUUGAGCGCCGAGCUUCACGCCAUGCAAAAGAGCUUAUUGAAAAGCUUCAGUUUUCCCAUAUUGUUGCUUCCCUUUCUCCUGCAUACUAGUAAUCAAACGUUUGGAUAGUAUUUGGUUUCUGUUGGGAAAAAAAACUAAUUAAAAAAAGUUUGUGGAAGUUGAA
Messenger RNA from Nicotiana tabacum (common tobacco), 1506 nucleotides. RefSeq names its product indole-3-acetate O-methyltransferase 1-like. NCBI's taxonomy places the organism in Eukaryota, Viridiplantae, Streptophyta, Magnoliopsida, Solanales, Solanaceae. The record is from RefSeq and is a predicted model, not a curated record. Gene Ontology annotation, molecular function: methyltransferase activity.